Molecule: messenger RNA, 2176 nt
Organism: Trichomycterus rosablanca
Lineage: Eukaryota; Metazoa; Chordata; Actinopteri; Siluriformes; Trichomycteridae
Gene: senp8
Product: SUMO peptidase family member, NEDD8 specific
Exons: 2
Coding region: 107-745 (212 amino acids)
Biological process (GO): proteolysis; protein deneddylation
Molecular function (GO): deNEDDylase activity; cysteine-type peptidase activity
Source: RefSeq, a predicted model, not a curated record
UGGAGGACUGUUAUUGCUGCGGUAAGAUGUUGCGGAGUGACCCCACUUCUUGGUCAAUGUUUCGUUUAUAAGUAAGGCUACCAUCCUGAUUGUACCAUCUGUGGAGAUGGACCCAGUGGUGCUCAGUUAUCAGGACAGCCUGCUGAGGCGCUCAGAUGUGUCCCUGCUAGAAGGUCCCUACUGGCUCAACGACCAGGUGAUUGGUUUUGCUUUUGAGUACUUUGCCACGGAGCGAUUCAAAAACCUGGGUGACGCUGUUUGCUUCAUCAGCCCUGAAGUCACGCAGUUCAUCAAGUGCAGCUUAUCCCAAGAGGAGCUGGCUGUGUUCCUGGAGCCACUGAGGCUAGCAUCUCGCCACUGGGUCUUUCUGGCAGUUAAUGACAACUCCAACCAGGCGGCUGGAGGUUCGCACUGGAGUUUGCUCCUGUACCAGGGCAACACUGGCCGUUUUUCCCACUUCGACUCCCAAAGUGGGGCCAAUGUAAUGCAUGCCCGACGUAUUGCUGCCAAGCUCCAGGGUUACCUGGGUCUUGGGACUGAUGUACUUUUUACGGAAGAGCCAUGUCCCUCGCAGCAGAACAGCUAUGACUGUGGCAUGUAUGUUAUCUGUAAUGCUGAGGCGCUGUGUGAAAGAGCUCUAGUAGAAGGCUGUGCUCGGCUCCCUACAAACACCAUCACGCCCACUUACAUCACAAAGAAACGGACAGAAUGGCAUUUGCUUAUUCGAAAACUCACCAAGGACUGAAUCAUACAAGCAUCAUCAUGCCACCCUGAGUAGUUGUCAUGGCAUUAUGCUAUCCAGGGUGUUAGCUAAUGAGCUAUAAUUGUAUAUAGCCAUGCUCAGAAACCAUCAGCUUCUUUGACUGAUUGGAGGAAACUCUGGUAGGCAUGUGUCACAUUUGAUGAAACAAAUUGUCAAAAAAUAUACAUACAGCACACCCAAUAUUCUGCUACAUGUCUCUUGGUUCUUUAUUUAAGUUCUCACUUCAAAUCACCUGCUUUUGAAAUUAAUAAGCUUGUGGCACAACCCCAUAUCUUUACCAUUCUAUUUGGCAGAGCUGGUGGUUUAUUUGCAGUACAGCCUACACAUUCUCAAAAGUGUUGAGGUCAGGACUUUGGAAAGACCAUUCCAAGAUCUAAAUUAAACCAGUGACAUGUGUUUUGGGCCACUGUCCUGUUUGAACCCCUAAUUAUGUCCAAGUUUUAGGAUUUUCCCUAAUUAUUCAAUCCAUUUUCUGCAAUGCACCAAGUUCCAAUGGCAGCAGAAGACAAAGCAUAAUAUUAUCAUCACCAGGCUUGACAGUAGGUGCCUCAGGUUUACACCUCCAAACAUAAUUUAGGUCACUGUGGCCAAAUACCAUUUUUUUAUCAAAUCAUAAACAUUUCUUCUUAUUCUUUUAAAAGGCUUUUUUGUCCACAUCAUCAGCCACAAACUUCAGUAGAGCUGCUUCAAGGUGCUUAUUUGGAGCAGAGACUUCCUUCUUGUAUGGUAGCCUGGAAACCCAUUGUAAUGAAAAGCUUGUUUGGUUGUACACAGUAAAACCUGUGUUUCAGCAUUUAUCGCAACCCCUUGUUUGUAGGUUCCUGAAUUACAUCUGACCACUCAGACACACUUUCUCUUAGCUUAGGGUGCCUUUUUCAGAUUUUCUCAAAGAUAACUGAUUCAUAUACUAAUGGACAAAUAUAUGUGAAUGUUAUGUCCAUUAUUUGGACAGACAUAAUUAUAACCAUAAUGUACAAGCUGUGACUAUGAAGUAAAAAACAUUAUGGAAGUGGUUCAUUGUCAAAAUAAUUGUUUCCCUGUCAAAAGUGUGCAUAAAUUAAGCAUCCUGUAAAGUGCUUUCAUAGACUGAAUUCAAGGUAUCACCGCAACCCAUGGCUGGUAGUUCAGAAAAAAAUUGGCCCUGAUCUCUGGGUGAACUGGAUGUAAUUAGUCACACUAUCUGUUCUCAAGAUAACAUAAUGAUUUUAUGGCUUUUAAUGUCAUGGAGGAAGCAUUUUUGAGCCUUUUCCACACACAGAAGGUGUUUUUGUGGUGGGGUGACUCUGCUAGAAGGUAUGUUAAAUAGUAAAUAAACUGGAAAUGAAUGUGUACAUUAAAUUAUGAAAUGCAACGAGAAAAUCAUAAUUUAAGAGUUUUAAACUCAGGAAUAGUACAUAAAAACCUUGUUACAAA